AUGCAAAAGGAGAAGAGUGAAGGUCCAACAGAGAAGAUCAAUUUGGACGUCAUAUUGGUGAAAGAAAUCGGCCAAUUUGGAAAGUAUCAGUUGAAAAAUGUUGUGCUAUCAGCGAUUUUUUGUGUCUUCAUGGGCUGGGCGGCCAGCGAGUACUUCUUCACCACCGCCAGGAUAACCACUCGAUGUCUUAUACCUGAAUGUGAAUCAAGCGAUGCCAUAGAGUUUAGCCCCCCGUGGCUUACGAACGCUGUCCCGGUAACAGAAACUACUUUUGAUAAUUGCCAAAGGUACGCCUCUUAUGUGAACGCGUCUUAUGUAAACCAAACAUCAAUCGAAGUGUGCCCUAAGGAUCUCUUUGACAGGCGCAAAGUGAUUCCAUGCGAAGAGUUCGUAUACGAGAAUACUCACUCUGUUGUAUAUGAUGUCUGGCCGUCGUGGGCUCUUGAUCUAUAUGGCCUCGCAUGUGACGAGUGGCGUCGAACCUUCAUCGGGUCCAUUCGCAACAUCGGCAACUUCAUAGCCCUACCUAUCACGGGCUACAUCUCGGACAGAUGGGGACGCCGGGUCCUGCUCGCCUUCAGCGCCAUGAUCGCCGCCGUCGUCGGAGUAACAAGAUACUGGGCUGAUACUUAUGUUGGCUUCUUCAUAUCGCAAGUUGCCGAGUCCACUUUGGGCUCUGGCGGUUUCUCUUGUGUCUAUAUUCUUACAAUGGAAAUGGUGGGGCCAAAAUAUCGCGUAGCAGCCGGCGCCGUCAUGAACAGCUCUUACGCCAUCGGUCAAGUGACCCUCGGCUUAAUCGUGUGGGCUAUACCCAACUGGAGAACUCUAACCUUGGUCAUCUACACACCUCAACUGCUCACUAUCACGUACUUCUGGUUAAUUUCUGAAUCCGUCCGCUGGUACUUAAGCAAAGGCCGAUACUCAGACGCCAAAGGUGUACUCCAGAACGCAGCAAAACUAAACAAGACGAGCAUAUCUGACAAAUCACUAAACGCCUUACGAAGAAACGUCGAAGAAGAAGAGAAAAAGGCAAAGCGAGACAGUGAAACGUGGCUGAUUACACAAGUGAUUAGAAAUAAGCAGAUAUUAAUAAGAGCUUUAAUCACACCGAUCUUUUGGAUAACGAUGACCUUGAUUUACUAUGGCCUGUCGUUGAACGCGGUGAAUAUAAGCGGGAACAUGUACAUGAAUUACAUAGCGGUGUCGGCUGUCGAAAUACCGGCGUAUUGGACGUCUGUGCUCUUGAUCGAGAGGAUCGGCAGGAAGUAUGUUCUCAUGGUAGCGUAUUGGGUGUGCGCUGCGUGCCAGAUAGCAUAUAUAUUUAUGCCGGAAGGCCUCUUCGGUAUAUCCUUGGCGGUGUAUCUGAUCGGAAAGUACUGUAUAUCGAUGGUGAUAACAGCUCUCUACGUCUACACGGCUGAACUCUACCCGACGAAGUACCGGCACAGCCUCUUCGCAUUCUCUUCUAUGAUUGGCAGAUUGGGAUCCAUUGCAGCGCCUUUGACUCCGGCCAUGGGUGCAGCAGUAUGGGAACAGCUGCCGUUCGCGUUGUUCGCCGGCUUCGCCAUAAUCUCGGGCUGCCUCGUCCUCCUCACCCCGGAAACCCUCGGCACAAAGCUACCAGACACGAUGGAGGAAGCGAACUCAUUAGGCAUUAAAAAUAAUUAG
Molecule: messenger RNA, 1668 nt
Organism: Leptosia nina
Lineage: Eukaryota; Metazoa; Arthropoda; Insecta; Lepidoptera; Pieridae
Source: the annotation of a GenBank genome assembly